Messenger RNA from Drosophila melanogaster (fruit fly), 1918 nucleotides. RefSeq names its product Fic domain-containing protein (gene Fic). Gene Ontology annotation, cellular component: membrane. Bases 191 to 1669 code for a protein of 492 amino acids. NCBI's taxonomy places the organism in Eukaryota, Metazoa, Arthropoda, Insecta, Diptera, Drosophilidae. The transcript is spliced from 3 exons. Gene Ontology annotation, molecular function: AMPylase activity; protein adenylylhydrolase activity; Hsp70 protein binding. The record is from RefSeq and is marked reviewed.
UCACACGUAGAAAAGAAGAAGAAGAAGCAAGUACGUGGUGCUAGAAGUCAGACCGCAACGACUGCAAUAUUGCAGAUAAACAAUAAUUUUGGCCACACGUCUUCCAGCGUUUGGACUCAACGUAACAUGUACCUGGCGUGUCAAGUAUUCAAAAUUCGCGUGAAACACAAAGGAACCUAAAGCAUUGGCCAUGGGCACGGAAGCAGAACAACCGAGUCCACCUGCUCAGCAGCAAGAUCAAGAGAAUCCGCCUCUCUGUAAGGCACAAAAUCCGAAGCCUGCCCGCCUCUAUCGCUUUGUACUGAUCUUCGUCGCUGGCAGCCUGGCGGCCUGGACGUUUCAUGCCCUAAGCUCAACGAAUCUGGUCUGGAAACUGCGGCAGCUCCAUCAUCUGCCGACCGCCCACUACUUGCAGACGCGUGACGAGUUCGCACUGUACUCCGUGGAGGAGCUAAAUGCCUUCAAAGAAUUCUACGACAAGAGCGUCAGCGACAGUGUCGGCGCCAGCUACACGGAGGCGGAGCAGACGAACAUCAAGGAGGCGCUGGGGGCACUGCGAAUGGCCCAGGACUUGUACCUGGCGGGGAAGGAUGACAAGGCGGCGCGUCUAUUCGAACAUGCUCUCGCUCUAGCGCCCCGACACCCGGAAGUCCUACUGCGCUACGGCGAGUUCCUUGAGCACAACCAGCGCAACAUUGUGCUGGCGGAUCAGUACUACUUUCAGGCUCUGACCAUCAGCCCGAGCAACUCCGAGGCACUAGCCAACCGUCAGCGCACGGCAGACGUGGUGCAGAGUCUGGACGAACGCCGCCUGGAAUCGCUGGACUCCAAACGAGACGCCCUCUCCGCCAUUCACGAGUCCAACGGAGCCCUGCGACGGGCAAAGAAAGAAGCCUACUUCCAGCACAUUUACCACUCAGUAGGCAUUGAGGGCAACACCAUGACGCUGGCACAGACGAGGUCUAUCCUAGAGACCCGCAUGGCCGUAGACGGCAAAUCCAUUGACGAGCACAACGAGAUCUUGGGCAUGGAUCUGGCUAUGAAGUACAUAAACGCUAGUCUGGUGCAAAAAAUCGAUAUCACUAUUAAGGACAUCCUCGAGCUGCAUCGCAGAGUUCUGGGGCAUGUGGACCCAAUUGAAGGGGGCGAGUUCCGACGUAACCAGGUGUAUGUUGGAGGUCACAUACCGCCAGGUCCCGGCGAUCUCGCGCUGCUAAUGCAGCGUUUCGAACGGUGGCUAAACUCGGAGCACAGUAGCACACUGCAUCCUGUCAACUAUGCAGCCCUUGCACACUACAAGUUGGUCCAUAUUCACCCAUUCGUCGAUGGAAAUGGACGCACCUCACGUCUGCUGAUGAACACGCUGUUGAUGCGAGCAGGCUACCCACCAGUGAUAAUUCCAAAGCAACAGCGUAGCAAGUACUAUCAUUUCCUCAAGUUAGCCAACGAGGGCGAUAUUCGCCCCUUUGUGCGGUUCAUCGCUGACUGCACGGAGAAGACGCUAGACCUUUAUCUGUGGGCCACAAGCGAUCUGCCGCAACAGAUCCCUAUGCUCAUCCAGACGGAAAGCGAGGCCGGUGAGCGUCUGGCGCAAAUGCAGUCUCCCAACGUGGCACAAAGGUCAUCAAUAUUAGAAUUCUACGAAUCCGGAUCUGGAGAUCUACCGUGACCCAUCUAGAUGCAUUGAUAUUAGACAAUUCGUUAAUUUAUUAUUUAUAUGUUUGUGCUAUAUUCUGUAAAUUAUUGUAAACUUCGAAUUACCUACAUCAGUAGAUGGCUUUAGUGAAGAAAAAUAACGAUGUAAUUCUGUGAUCAUAUUUAAGCUAAAAGACAACCAAAAAAUGUACAUAAUGCACAAUCCAACUAACGUGUCCUAAUAUUUAGUACGAUUUUUAUAGAAUUACAUAUCCUAUAAAAC